UCUUCCCGCUUCAUGUCGAGAUUGAAUAGAACAGACAAACGAAUAAUCUUUGCAUCUAAAAUAAACGAAGUACUCGAGCAGAAAGUGAAGGAACCCAUUCAGGCUAUAAAUUUCUAAUUCAUACUCGUGCCUCGUUUAAUCAAUUUCCUGUGCAACACAUCACGUGGGUGGAGGGAGAAGGUUCAGGAGACUUCUAUAUGCAAAAGUCGCUUAAACUCUAACUGGCAAGAUGCUUAUCGUAAUAAUUAACAAUUUGUUAUACGCUGUGUAUUACAUCGUGUAAAGCGAUGUAAAGAGAAAAAGAGUAUAGGAGAAAGUGACGAGACGGAUUGUACGCACGAUUAAUCAUGAACAACAAGAGAAAGAGUAGUUGUGAAGAAUUUGUAAAGAGAUUCGAGCGGACGCCGAUUAAACGUUGUGUUGUCGGACAGAAACAUCGACUAUAUUAAAAAGGAAUAAGACAAUUGCAGCGAAAUGCACGGCAGUUCCGCGAGAACAGUCGAAAGGGGUGGCUGAUUUGUGGUCGCUCGUCGAAGACGACCGUCGAACGCCGGUGGCGCUCGUGCAUCCCCGAUUAUUCGACGCCCGCGCUGUGCCAAUCUCUUGACGUAGCAAGAUGGCGGCGGCGUGUCGGAGGCGUCUCCGUCCGCACAGUGCUCGACGUCGAGCAGUCCGCGUACGUUCGCAACAACGUUUCACCGUAUUAAUGUGGUAGUGCAUUCGGUGCACCAUACACGUCCACCACCACGGUUCCAUUUCGUGCUUCACGUCGUAAUAUCAUCAACAAUCAGAGAAAGAACCCGCGACAAGGGGAGGUCGCGAACAGUGUCAGCGCCGAGAAAAUUUAACACACACACACAGUUACAGAGGGAGCAAUAGUGAAUUCAAUCGGUUUUCUUUCGCAAUAAUUCUCCGAUUUUUGCUCCUUGUGGUGCGUGCUACGUUGUCUCGUCCACCCCUUAAUACCUUCACUUUUCCUCCUUCCUUUUCCCUCCGUUUUCCUUUCUCUCUUUCUCUUUCUCUCUUGUUUUACAACCCUCUCUUUUUUUUAUCUUCUACCCACCACUAAUUUGUCGCGAGCUCUGCCUCUAGCAGUCGUACAUAUAUGUACAGUACACACAUCGCGUAUACUUCGUUUCAUUUUCGUUGUUCCUCGAAUUCCCGGAACGUCGUGUCUCCUUUCAUUAUCCGUCCCGGUUUUUCUGUGAUCGUGGUGAAAUGCCCGUAACCGGUGGUGCCUCGAGACGACGACAAGGACGUAGCGCCUGUCGUUGGUGUACGGUUCCUUGACGAGCACGGUAUACGUGGAAACCGGCGCAUGCACUGCAGCCUUUGCUACUAUGAUAAUAACGAGAAAGGUGGCACGGUGGGCGCUCCUCCUGAAGCGAGAGGCGCUCGGCCGAACCUACGGUGCACAAAAGCGGUUCGAAGAAGCAUCAUCACACGGUGUAAGAGCGAUGCUGCCUUAUUCUGGCCGGAUAGAUGACAACAUCGAGACCGACACAGACACCGUGGCCACCGACCUGCACAGGAUCAGCAGCUGCGUCGCGCUGGCGCUGCCGUUGCCGUUCUCAUACUACUACCGCUACUACUACCCUCGUGCUGCUCACAUCGCCGCCUCGUUGUUAAACUCAAAUCGCCGCACGCUCGCCGACAACCACGAGGACAAACUUCUGUUAAUGUUUGCGAGAAUCGUCGAGUCGCAAACGACACAUUUCGAUUCGGCAGCAUCAUUGAUUGUGACAAAACCAAAAAAGGAGCAACAGGACGUGCACGGCGGACAGGAGAAGGAGAACGUGGUGGUCGGACCGAUAGACAAGGAAGUAACAGUGCUAGCAAAGAGUAAUCGCCUUAACCGUCAGAACGCCCUGGCACGAUUUUCCGCGUGACCAACAGCCACUUGCUGUUACAUCGUGUCGAUGGUAAUCGCCAACGCGGUUCACACGGUACCGGCUUGGUAACGGUUACGACCCCUCGUGCAUACACGUUUACGGUGAACGCGAUAGCACAUCGAUCAGUAUACCUGAUCGUUAAACCGAGCUUUCGGAUACUCAGAGACAUAUACAGGUUAGAGUAAAAGGGGAUUAAUGAAACGAAGUGCAUCCAUGCGCGCGUGAUCUUUUGUGAAUCGUGAAUUGUCAGUGACGAUAUUCUCAUAGCCGAGUGCGCGCAAACGGGUAAAUAAAUUUGUUUCGUGAGUCCGUGAAUCGUGAUCCGAUCUCGCCCGGCGUUUCGCGCUUCCGAGUUCUGUGACAUAGAGCGUCGUGCGACGACACUGCACCACCAGGGCUACGAUAGAAGACACGGAAGUGUACUACCUCGUUUUGUUAUUGGUGCACGUAUGCCAAAGUAUUAUCAAAAUAGGACAAAACUCAUUGCGAGGAAAGACACGUUGUGAAAACACGUAAUCAAACGAAAGAGACAAGAGAUCAGAAAACCUAAAGGGAAAGAAACGAACAGGAAAAGAGUGUGAUACCGAACUGCUCGUUGCAUUCGUACUCUGCCCUGAAAUUUCGAUUCGCGUAGCGCCAUAUCACGACCAUACUUAUACAUAUUGUACUCCUCUCUGUCCGAUACUCUCUGCCUCCCCUUUCCGCCUAUACUUCUGCCUUUAUCACUUUCUCUUUCUCUCUGUUCCUUCCUCUGUAAUAUUCACGUAUACAAAUAUAUAUAUAUAUAUGUAUAUAUAUGAAAGCAUACGUAUUAUAAAUAGACAUAUACAUAAAUACGAGUGUAAUAUGCGCGUUUAACCGUAUACGCGCGCGUCGUGUUCCUCUCGCAUUCACGCAUUUCUAACGUGUAGUACAGGCGCACAGUGCGAAAAACAAGAAAAUAGUAAAGUAAUAUUGGUGCGGAAAGGGGGUUGUGUACGCCGUAAUACGCGAGUGCGGUACUUUGAUCCGGCGUGUCUCGUUAUACGUGUAACUGCAUCACUUUCCUACGCAUUUCCACGCCACGUCAAGUGCCGCUCGGCCAACUAAGCGAAUUUCUCAGCGCGUUAAGCCGAUCUACUAGGAACAUCUUCGAAUAUGUCGCUGCUCAGCG
Messenger RNA from Ceratina calcarata, 3045 nucleotides. RefSeq lists its product as uncharacterized. The coding region runs from base 1341 to 1889 and encodes 182 amino acids. Lineage: Eukaryota; Metazoa; Arthropoda; Insecta; Hymenoptera; Apidae. The record is from RefSeq and is a predicted model, not a curated record. The transcript has a single exon.